ACUUGGUGGAUAGGAUGCGGGCGUGGAUGACUAGCAUAGUUGGAGGAGUCGUCAUCGCAUGACAAAGGUGAAAAACAGUCCACAGGACAAGGUGGAAGGGUUUUCUGCAUCUUCUGCAAGUUUUGCCGCUGUUGGAAAAUAGUAGGAAAAGUUUAAUCGCCUUUCGCCGGCUUACUGAUCACGUGACCUAGUCGGAGCCAGACUUUAGACGUUAUUCUCGCCAUUUCAGGUUGAAGACUCCCUGCUUCUGUCUCGUUUGAUUUCUCUGUCUGGGAGACAGGGUCUGCGGUGGAUAACUUUUCUCGCCUGAGGAAAUAAUUUGAGGAAGUCGUGGAUUUGGCUGUUGUGGGACCCGGGAUCACGUGACCUGUCCAACCAUCAGGCGGGCGCGGCCAUCAUCGUGGCGCAACAGAACAGGUUCAAAUCCUACACCCGCCGUGUCUGCCAGCCGAGCACCGGCCAAACACGGCCCGCAGCGCUACGACGGACUCAACCCAACACAUGAAGAGCUCACUGCUCGCUCGGUGAACACUCGACUCGUAGGAAUUUGAAGUUUUUACGUCGUUUCCGGGACGGGAAAAGUUUGAGUUGUGCGGUGAGGACGGAGUGAGGGAUAUUCAAGAUGGCGGACUACAGAGACGAACAAGAGCUGAAGUACUUAGUUGUUGAUCGGGGAUCUUUCGUCAACGACCCUGCGGCCCAAGCUGACUGGACGGCUAAAAGGCUAGUAUGGAUCCCUUCCGAGAAAGAGGGAUUCGAGGCUGCCAGCGUCAAGUCUGAGCGCGGGGAGGAGGUGACAGUUGAGCUCGAUUCGGGCAAGAAGAUCGUAGUCAACAAGGAUGACAUCCAAAAAAUGAACCCGCCAAAGUUCUCCAAAGUGGAGGACAUGGCGGACCUGACAUGUCUCAACGAAGCGUCAGUUCUCCACAACCUCAAGGAGCGAUACUAUUCUGGUCUUAUCUAUACAUACUCCGGUCUGUUCUGCGUGGUGGUUAACCCCUACAAGAAGCUGCCGAUCUACACAGACAAAGUUAUCGAGUUGUACAGGGGAAAGAAAAGACAUGAAGUUCCCCCUCAUGUUUUUGCCAUCACAGACUCUGCCUACAGGAGUAUGCUCCAAGAUCGAGAAGACCAGUCCAUCCUUUGCACGGGCGAGUCUGGCGCUGGCAAGACAGAGAACACCAAGAAGGUCAUCCAGUAUCUGGCAUACGUGGCGGCCGCACCGGCGGGGAGCAAAGGCGGCAAGUCUCAAUCCUCGUCCAACCUGCACGGUCAACAUGUAAGUUCCCCUGCCGUCCGGUGUGUCCAUGGUGUAUAUCUGACUAAGGACGCGUAUGGGGUUGGUUACAUGUUAGGAGAGCUGGAGACUCAACUGCUACAGGCCAACCCCAUUCUGGAGUCCUUUGGCAAUGCCAAAACUGUCAAAAAUGACAACUCGUCACGAUUUGGCAAGUUCAUCCGUAUCAACUUCGACAUGUCAGGGUACCUUGCUGGCGCCAGCAUCGAGACAUAUCUGCUUGAAAAGGCUCGUUGUAUCCGUCAGGCAUCCAACGAAAGAACAUUCCAUAUCUACUACCAGUUACUGAAGGGAGCCAAUGCACAGCUGAAGAAGGACUUGCUGAUUGAGGAUGCCAAGUUCUACACGUUCCUUACCAAUGGUUACGUGGCUGUCCCUGGGGUGGACGAUUCCCAGGAGUUCCAGGACACUAUCGAGGCCAUGAAGAUCAUGAACAUCCCAGAAGAAGACAGAAUCUCUAUCAUGAGGGUGGUGUCUGCUGUGCUGAUGUUCGGUAACAUUCAGUUCAAGCAGGACCGCAACACCGACCAGGCCACAUUACCAGACAACACCGUGGCCCAGAAGGUGUGCCAUCUCAUGGGCCUGCCCGUGUCCGAGUUCACCAAGGCUCUGCUCAGGCCACGUGUCAAGGUCGGCAGAGACUACGUCCAUAAGGCUCAGACCAAAGAACAGGUGGAGUUUGCCGUGGAGGCCCUGACCAAGGCCGUCUACGAGCGCAUGUUCCGCUGGCUGGUCCGGGCAAUCAACAAGUCUCUGGACCGCACACGCAGACAGGGCGCCUCCUUCAUCGGCAUCCUGGACAUCGCUGGCUUCGAGAUCUUCCAGCUGAACAGUUUUGAGCAGCUGUGUAUCAACUACACAAACGAGAAGCUGCAGCAGCUCUUCAACCACACCAUGUUUGUGCUGGAGCAGGAGGAGUACCAGCGCGAGGGCAUCGACUGGAAGUUCAUCGACUUCGGCCUGGACCUCCAGCCCACCAUCGACCUCAUCGAGAAGCCCCUGGGAGUGCUGGCCCUGCUGGAUGAAGAGUGCUGGUUCCCCAAGGCCACCGACAAGUCCUACGUGGAGAAGCUGGUCACCAACCACUCCACCAACAUGAAGUUUGCCAAGUCAGACUUCAGGGCCAACGCUGACUUCAGUGUUGUCCACUACGCUGGAAAGGUGGACUACCUUGCUGACCAGUGGCUGAUGAAGAACAUGGACCCCCUGAACGACAACUGUGUCGAGCUCCUGAAGAACUCUUCCGAUAGCUUCAUGGCCACCAUCUGGAAGGAUGUUGCCUUAAGUACACCUCGCUCCUCUUUUUUCAUGGACAAUCCUUUUGUACAAGGCAACACCAAGAAAAUUAAAAAAGGGUCCAAACACGGAGGUGAUGCAUUUGUGGAAAGUGUGUCUGUCUAUUUUCCAUCUGUUGGUCUCACCGCAAGAAGAUUCGGUGUCCCUCUCAACCAAGCCACCGGCAUCAUCAGCAUGAGUGAGGCCCAGGCCGCGGACACAGCCUUCGGACAGUCGCGUAUCCGUAAGGGUAUGUUCCGUACGGUGGGUCAGCUGUACAAGGAGCAGCUGGCCAAGCUGAUGGAGGUGCUGCGGAACACCAACCCCAACUUCGUCAGGUGUAUCAUUCCCAACUAUGAGAAGAAGGCUGGAAAGAUCGAGUCCCACCUUGUUCUGGACCAGCUCCGCUGCAAUGGUGUGCUGGAAGGCAUCAGGAUAUGUCGCCAAGGCUUCCCUAACAGAAUCGUGUUCCAGGAGUUCAAACAGAGGUACGAGAUCCUGACUCCAAAUGUCAUCAACAAGGGCUUCAUGGAUGCAAAGAAAGCUUGCCAAAAGAUGUCUAAGUCGUCAAACGUGGACAAGGAAUUCAUGGAUGCCAAGACGGCCUGUCGAAUGAUGAUUGAGGCCUUGGAACUGGACCACAACCUGUACAGGAUCGGCCAGAGCAAGAUCUUCUUCCGUGCAGGCGUGCUGGCCCAUCUGGAGGAGGAGCGAGACAUCAAGCUCACCGACAUCAUCAUCCAGUUCCAGGCCGCCUGCCGCGGUCUCAUCGCCAGGAGAAACUACUACAGGCGUACGCAGCAGCAGAGUGCCAUCAGGAUCAUCCAGCGCAACUGUGCCGCGUAUCUCAAGCUGCGCAACUGGCAAUGGUGGAGGCUCUUCACUAAGGUGAAGCCCCUGCUGCAGGUGACCCGUCAGGAGGAUGAGCUGGUGCAGAAGGAGUCGGAGCUGCUGAAGGUGAAGGAUGUGCUCACCAAGAAGGAGAUGGACAUGCAGGAGAUGGAGAGGAAGCAGAGCCAGCUCCUUGAGGAGAAGAGCAUCCUUGCGGAGCAGCUUCAGGCUGAGACGGAGCUGUGUCAGGAGGCGGAGGAGAUGAGAGCCCGCCUGUCCGCCAAGAAGCAGGAGCUGGAGGAGAUCCUGCAUGACCUGGAGUCUCGCAUCGAGGAGGAGGAGGAGCGCAACACCGGCCUGCUGCAGGAGAAGAAGAAGAUGCAGCUCAACAUCCAGGACCUGGAGGAACAACUGGAGGAGGAAGAAGCCGCUCGGCAGAAGCUGCAGCUGGAGAAAGUGUCUGCUGACUCCAAGAUCAAGAAGCUGGAGGAAGACAUGGCACUUGUGGAUGACAGCAACCAGAAGCUGGCCAAGGAGAAGAAGAGCCUUGAGGAACGCAUGGCAGAACUGUCCCAGGCCCUUGCCGAGGAGGAGGACAAAGCCAAGCAACUGCACAAGAUCAAGAACAAGCAGGAGGCCAUGAGCAAGGAUGUGGAGGACAGGCUGCAGAGGGAGGAGAAGAACCGUGUGGAGUUAGAGAAGCAGCGCAGAAAGCUGGAGAUGGAAUAUGGUGACACCAAAGAGCAGCUGGCUGAGACCAAGCAGAACCUGGAAGAACUGGUGGUGCAGAUAGGCAAGAGGGAAGAGGAACUGGCAAGUGCACUCCGCAAGAUUGACGAUGAGACCCUGCAGAAGUCGUCUGCCCAGAAGGCCCUGCGUGAGCUGGAGAGCCAGGUGUCGGAGCUUCAGGAGGACCUGGAAGCCGAGAAGGCUUCUCGGACCAAGGCUGAGAAACAGAAGAGGGACCUCAGCGAGGAGUUGGAGGCUCUCAAGACAGAACUAGAAGACUCUUAUGACACCACAGCUGCACAGCAGGAGCUGAGGAGCAAACGUGAGUCAGAACUGAACUCCGUGAAGCAGGCCCUGCAGGAUGAGCAGAUGUUACGUGAGCAGCAGAUCCUGGAGCUCAGGCAGAAGCACCAGCAGCAGGCAGAGGAACUCAACGACCAGCUGGACGCCAUGAAGAGGGCCAAGACUGCCCUGGAGAAGACCAAGAACUCCCUGGAAGCGGAGAACACAGACAUGACAGACGAGCUGAAGUCCCUGCAGGCUCAGAAGCAGGAGUCGGAGCGAAGACGACGCGCCCUGGAGCUGCAGCUGCAGGAGACCAACGAGCGCAUCCGCGACCUCGAAUCCAGCAAAGGCGAGUCCCAGGAGACGGUCACCAAGGUGCAGGCGGAGCUGGAGUCUGCCAGCAUGCAGCUGGAGGACCUGGAGUCCCGCGCCUCGUCCCUCACCAAGGCCAACAACGCCCUGCAGACCCAGCUGGCGGACGUGCAGGAGUCCCUGCAGGAGGAGACCCGGCAGAAGCUCAGCCUCAACACCAAGAUCCGCUCGCUGGAGGAGGAGAGGGACAACCUGACAGAGCAGCUGGAGGAGGAGGAGGAGGCCAAGAAGGCCAUGGAGAAACAGUGCAGCUCACUGCAGGCUCAGUUGUCUGAUGCCAAGAGGAAGGCUGAGGAGGACAGCAUGGCCCUGGAGCAGAUGGAGGAGCAGAAGAAGCAUACCUCCAGAGAGAUGGAGGCCCUGCAGCAGAGGCUGGAGGAACUGCAGGCACAGGUGGACAAGCUUGAGAAGACCCGUAAGCGGCUGCAGGGUGAAGUGGACGAUGGCAACGCCCAGCUGGACCAGCAGCGGUCACACAUCUCUACCCUGGAGAAGAAGCAGAAGAAGUUUGACCAGCUGUUGAAUGAAGAGAAGAUGAACGGAGCUAAGCUGAUGGAACAGAGGGACCAAGCGGAGAGGGAGGCGCGAGAGAAGGAGAGCCGUUACCUGUCGCUGCAGCGGGAGCUGGAGGAGGUUCGCGACCAGCUGUCGGAGUCGGAGCGCGUCCGCAAGCAGCAGGGGGCCGAACUGGACGAGCUCAUGAGCUCCAAGGAUGAUGUCGGGAAGAACGUGCAUGAGCUGGAGAAGUCAAAGCGUGCCCUGGAGCAGCAGGCGGAGGAACAGCGGACUCAGAUCGAGGAGCUGGAGGACGAGCUGCAGGCCACCGAGGACGCCAAGCUGCGCCUGGAGGUCAACAUGCAGGCACUCAAGCAGAAGUACGACAGAGAGCUACAGAACCGUGAAGAGAAUGACGAGGAGAAGCGUCGCGGCCUGGUCCGGCAGCUGAGGGAGAUGGAGGCUGAGUUGGAGGACGAGCGCAAGCAGCGGUCCAACGCUGUCUCCGCCAAGAAGAAGCUGGAGAACGACCUGAAGGACACCGAGAGCCAACUGGAGCAAGCCAACAAGGUGAAGGAGGACAGCAUCAAGCAGCUGAAGAAGUUCCAGGCACAGAUGAGGGACUUCCAGACGGACCUUGAUGAGGCGCGGCAGGCGCGGGACGAGAUGGCCCAGCAGGCCAAGGAUAACGAGAAGCGCGUGAAGUCCCUGGAGGCUGAGAUCAUCCAGCUGCAGGAGGACCUGUCGGCCGCCGAGAGGAGCAAGAAGACCAUCGCCACCGAGAGGGACGAGCUGGCCGAGGAGGUCAACUCCAACUCUGCCAGCAAGCAAGCCCUACAGGAGGACAAGCGACGCCUGGAGGCCCGACUGGCCCAGCUGGAGGAGGAAGUUGAGGAGGAGCAGAGUAACAAUGAGAUUCUGAUGGACAAGGUGCGCAAGAACGGUGUGCAGAUGGAGCAGCUCACCACCGAGCUGGCUGCCGAGAGGUCCAACAACCAGAAGCUGCUCAACCAACAGUCCAUGCUGGAUAGACAGAACAAGGAGCUUCGCCUGAAGCUGCAAGAACUGGAGGCCACAGUCAAGACCCGCAGCAAGGCCAUGAUCGCUUCUCUGGAGAACAAGAUCGCCCAGCUGGAGGAGCAACUGGAGACAGAGACAAGGGAGAAGAUGUCCGCUCAAAAGUCGUCGCGUAAGGGAGAUAAGAAGCUUAAGGAAGUGCUGCUGCAGAAUGAGGAGGAGCGGCGACAUGCCGAUCAGUACAAGGACCAGGUUGAGAAAAUGAACGCCAGGUUAAAGACGCUGAAGCGACAACUUGACGAGGCCGAGGAGGAGUCGACCAGGAUCAACGCCCACAAGCGCAAGCUGCAGCGCGAGCUGGACGACAUGCAGGAGUCCAACGACGGCCUGACGCGAGAGGUCAACGCCCUGAAGAACAAACUGAGCAAAAGCCAGAAGAAAGGCCGAUCCAGGAACCGGGGCGCAACCAACCUUCUAACCAGCCGCUCGUCGCGAUCUCGCGCUAACAACGUGGACAGCGGUGCCUCCUCCAAUGAACUGGACAUGACACAGCAGUCCACUGCUUCCGACGGCGUAGAUGGGGAGGAUGAUUGAGCGAUCACAUGACCUGGGCUCUGUCCCAGGACUGUAGUGGUCUCCAUCCCGGGGUGGCUUGGGCCAUCCUCGCUUCAUCAUUAAUAAUUUGCUAGACUGCCCCCCAUUCUCUAUGAGGAUAGGUAUAGUUAGGUGAAAGGACUAAAAAAAGCUUUUCUACUAUUCAUUAUCACUAUACGUGAAGAGCAAAAUCAUUUUGUAAUGGAGAGACGAUAAUUAGGAGGGUGUAUAAAACAUUUUCCAAGGGGCAGGUAGAGUUUGCAGCAUAGCCUGUCUUUUAUAGGGGGCGUGACGCUCUGAGAAUUUGACAGCAACCUAUAGCAACAUUAAUAAACAGGUAGUGACAACAUUUUAAAGCUAUGCUAACCGCUUUCCACCCUUGUUUUUCUCACUCAUUUGUAUUAUUUUCACUUUAGAGAAAUCUCUUCAUGGCUCCCAUCUGUUCUCUCCACGCCUUGCUCUGACCUACUUUCAAAGAUAAUCUAUAUAUAUGAAGAAAAUAAAAUAUCUAAUUGUAUGUCAUUCCUCUUCUAGUACUGAGACUGAUUGAAUCUUCAGAAGGUCUAUUUUUAUUAAGUAAUUUGCCCUUAGAGAGAUGAAGUUCUUUGGACUGCUUAGUAGCAGGUAAUGCAUUAUGCUUUUCGAUGUAGUACCAUGGGGGGCCGGUAGAGGUCCCCAUUAUACAGCUGUAAGUAGAUGUUGAACUGUACUGCGACUGGUGUGGCUAAGUCUGGGGACUUUUAGGCACCGUACAUUACGUGACUUGCUGAGAAAAGCAUGGGCUUCUGGCACUGGAGGCGAAACCCAGCUGAUGUACUUAGUAUUUGUGCUCGUGGCUGGAGGAAGGAAGAAUGUCAAUUGAUUUGGUUGGAAGAAGUAUACUUACAACAUACAAUCAACAGCCUCUGUAUCCUUUGUGUACCUCUCUCCGUACUGCCAUCAGACAACAAAACAAACCAAUGAAAAAUGAUGUGGGUGCCUCAAAGUUUGAAUAGUAGCCUUACCCAUUCUCCCUAGAGAUGUUGCUUUGGUAAUGAUGGUUACUUUGCCUUUAUUUGGUUGUUCAAAAAUCACAACUUUGGAGGGUGAGAGAAAUGUAAUACGAGUUUAGGAUAUAUAUCUUCUUUUUUUUUUUGGACAUUAUCAUGUAUUGAAAUGAUUUCUCUAGUAUGCUGGAAAUGUCUGCGUGACUUGCUUUUGUAACGCCUAGCAUGAAUAAUGAUAGUAAUGUGUACUGUAUGUGCGAAUGAUCGUAAAAUGGACGGCAUGAUGCCUGGCAAAUGACGUGUCAUAGCAAGGUGACUGGCGCAAGCCCGUCACGUGUUCUUUUGUCUGGAACGAGGAAGUGUUGUUGGGAUCGGACAUUUUCUAUCAUUGCAUUAUGAUGAAAUAAAACCAAGCCUGAUACUGGA
This is a messenger RNA of Branchiostoma floridae (Florida lancelet), 8307 nucleotides long. RefSeq names its product myosin-10-like. Gene Ontology annotation, cellular component: myosin complex. NCBI's taxonomy places the organism in Eukaryota, Metazoa, Chordata, Leptocardii, Amphioxiformes, Branchiostomatidae. The record is from RefSeq and is a predicted model, not a curated record. The coding region runs from base 623 to 6895 and encodes 2090 amino acids. Gene Ontology annotation, molecular function: actin filament binding; cytoskeletal motor activity; ATP binding. The transcript has 45 exons.